Messenger RNA from Ostrinia nubilalis (European corn borer), 3665 nucleotides. RefSeq names its product calcium-binding protein E63-1 (gene Eip63F-1). The transcript is spliced from 7 exons. Gene Ontology annotation, molecular function: enzyme regulator activity; calcium ion binding. Bases 212 to 778 code for a protein of 188 amino acids. The record is from RefSeq and is a predicted model, not a curated record. Lineage: Eukaryota; Metazoa; Arthropoda; Insecta; Lepidoptera; Crambidae.
CUCGUUGAGGCCGGGUCGCACGGUCGCGAUUUGUCCGAUGGGUGUGAUAUACCGAAAUACCCGCGCAUUAAACGUUUGCCCGACGCGCGACUCACCGGUGCAGCUUCGCACUCCCGCCGGCUCCGCACGCCGGCCACCACGAGUCCUCCGGCCCUUGCGACCCCGAGCCUUGGAACCGCAACCCUCGCCCUUCGCUACCAACACAUAGGGAAUGGCUACUACGUCGAGGAGUAGAAGAAAGCAGGAGGAUGAGAAGAAAAGCAAGAAGAAGCAGUCGCCAGUGGACGAGCGGCCCACGGUGCCCGCCCCCAGUGAGGCAAUGCUCAACAACCUCCGAACAGCAUUCGGUCUGCUGGACCGCGACAGCGACGGUCACGUGACGCCAGCUGAGCUGCAGUUCAUGCUGCGGAACCUCGGCAUCGAGGUCAGCGACGACCUCAUAUCGGAACUCAUCAAGGAUGCCAGUAAAACUGGUAAUGGUCUAAUAGACGAGAAUGAUUUCAUGCAAUGGGUGACGAAGAUACAAGCGAUACAAGGCAUGGACGUCACCACGAGUGGGGGGGACUCCGAGGAGGAGAUUACUCGGGACUUACUUGCAGCGUUUAAAGUGUUCGACCGGGACGACAACGGGUACAUAACGCGGGACGAGCUCCGGUCCGCGCUAGAGAUGAUCGGCGAGCCGGUUACCGACGCGCAGCUCAACCAAGUGCUCGCGCUCGGCGACAUCGACCACGACGGCCGGAUCGAUUACGAAGAAUUUGUGAAAAUGUUGCUGUAACCUCACCGAGCAAGACCUCACUAGAAUUAAUGCUGUAUUUAAAGACAUUUUCACGCCGUCAAGUGCUCCUGAUGGCUGAUCCUCCGUGAAGAGAUGGUCAUUGUGGUCGAUCAGGCGGCGGUAUGUUUCUAGGGAACUCUUCCAUUUAAUUUUAGACUUUAUGUACAAGAUCGAUAUGGUCGAAGAUCUUGAUUUAUAUUUUUGAGAAACAAACGUUUGCUAAAUUAUUUAAGACACUAAAGUGUUCUUUUUUGACAUAAUGUUUUAAAUGAAAGUUUACCUUGGUAUUUUUUUAAAAGCAGUUUUUAAAUACAAAAACUACACCAAUAUUAUAUUAUAUCCAUACACUUGUACAAUGGAAGAGAUUAUUAAUUACUUAUUUAUUAUACUAUCUGUAUAAUUAUGUACAUAAAGUACCUACUUUCAAUAUUAAUAAAAUUAACGACGUAGUGUAACUAAUUUAGGGUAGUAUUUAAUCAUGCAUUAUUUAUUAAAUGGAAGUGUAUAUCUAUUUAUUUAUAUCUCCACUCUUUAAAUAAAUGUGUAUGAGAUUGUAUGUGUGGGGCUCAAACGUACUUGGUAAAUAGAAAUAUUUACUUUUGUAGGGUAAUUGCGCCGGUUUUCCGUCCAGCUCCUGUUUUCGUCCAUUUGACCGACUUCCCACAAACAAACACGGAAAAUUAGAAUACAAACCUAACUUUCCGUGCAAGUUUGGACUUGUUACAAUCUAUAAUAUCUAAGUAACAGUUCUGCCUGCAUGAAAAUGUAAUUUGACAAGUAAUAACUCCAAAAAAAUCUACGGAAGUUGCUGCUGCACACAGGUGAAUGGAAAACGUCGUCAAGUUAGAAAAAAAACGUGCUGGUAGGGAACUUUCAUGGUAUGUUUAAUUACUGUUUUAGCUACUUUACGUAAUGUUUUUGGCACGUAUGUCUAAUUAUUAGCAUAAUAAACACUAUUUUAAGGGUUUAUUAAAGUUUUUGUAUAGAAAUCUUAGAUAAUUAAGUGGACUAAUACUAGCAUAACAAUUUUGCAAGAUUUUGGUUUUCGUCCACGUGGACAGAAACCCUGAUACCUAGUUAAUAUUUUUAAUAAUCAUUUUACUUCAAUAGACCUACAAAAUACAAUGUUUUUUCUUCCAAUAUGAUCUUUAUUGCUAUUACAUUAAACAUUUUAGUUUACGUCCACUUUUUAACAGUAAUAAACCCAUAAAAACCGUUAAAAAGAUGUGGACGAAAACAAAAAACAGCUUUAAACGUUGUUGUGUUUUCGUCCAUGACGUCAUGAGCAAGCACUGGGGUGGACGAAAACCAAAAUUAGCUAUUCCUGUAGAUUAGUUUUCGUCCAUUUGUCCUUCGACCUAUUGCAAUAUUUUCCUAAAUUUAGGUAAGAAACUUAUUUAAAUUUUUUUGAUAUCAUUUGAAAGCUAACAAAAUUACCUUUCAAAUAAUAUACCACAAUCCAUAGUUACUGUAUUGUAGAAUUGGUUUUAAGUUAAUAAUUCAACUGCACCCUUUUUUCUACACAGUGGUCGAAAACUAGCGUACACUAGGACGAAAACUGAUUUUUUUGGACGAAAACUAGUGAAAUCGCCUCUUUUGCAUAAAAUAUUUUUUAUAAAAAAACCCGUCGUAUUUACUUAUUGUCAUAUAAUAUUAACGUAAAGUAGACUAUAUAAGGACUAAAAUGACAUAUGAUACAUAUGAGUAAGGGUAUUUUAAGAUAUUCAUUUCGCAUCACAAAGUUGGCAACUCCGAUAAUUGGACGAAAACUAGCGCACUUACCCUACUUACUACCCGUUCGCGCUAAGUUUGCCGGUCCGUGGAAUGCGCGUCCCCUUCUCCAACCGCGAUAAAACGCAAUUUGUUAGUGAUUAAACGCAAUUAAGUGUUUUAUUUUACGCAAAUACACAAUUUUUAUCAAUAUUAAUAAAUAAAAAAUAUUUUCAAAAUAGUUUGCUAAAGUUAUUGACGCAUUACUUCGAGUGACGUCAUAUCGCCAGCGGCAAACUUAUCGCGAACGGAUAGUACUGUAUUUAUUGCAAGGAGGGAACAAAUAAUAACGUUUAACGUCCGUAAUCAUUAAUAUCUAUUACGCUAAACAGAUGAGUGUACAAAAAUGACUUCCCCGAAUACAAUAAAACACGUAGGACCGAUUUUUCUGUCGCCUUAAUUUUUAUCGGAAGAGAGACCCUUUUUAGCAGAUUAUUUUCAUAUCUACUUAUCUGCUAAGCAUUCAAGUCCUUUUAACUGAAAAACAGAUUUUACCUAAUUCCUACUUUCUGACAUAAAUUACUUCAAAUUACAUAGGUACUUAUUAUUUGACGAUUGAAAAAUCGGUUCAUUAACUCUACCAGAAUUACCUAACUAUUAUUAAGUUGCCACUUUUUAUUUUAGAUACCUAACACUUCAUACCUAAUCAGGAUUAUUUUUUGUCAUUGGGAAUUUAUAACAUAUUUAUCUGAAAAGACAAAAGUUUUUGUACGUUGUUUACGGUUCAUCGUGGAUCUUCCAUAAAUAUAUUAAUAUUUAAGAUAAUAAUAUAGUCUAAUGACAGCGUGGCCGAUAUUAUAAAGUUUCUAAUGAUUUAUUUUAUAGAUCCUAGAUUUCCUGUAGAAUGUUCUUUUUAUAACAGGAGGAUUAUACUGUACAAUAAUUUAUCAUAAAAUAUUGUAAUUUUAUGGUUGUGAACUAUAAUUUACUACUUGUUUAUUUGUUACGCACUUGUGUUACAUUAGUUUCAAUGUUAACUAUUAUUUUAACACGAUCUUAAAAUAGAAAAAUAAAUAAAUGCCUACCUAUGUUUAUUGAAUAGUCAAUGAGCCUUUGGAAGGCAAGUGAUUUGGAAUGUACGUGAUCAAUAAAAUUGGAAAUUGUUAUGAAUUUUUAA